CUGGGCAUCUACCUGUCUACCCUCCUGGGCAACGGCCUCAUCAUCACUGCCAUCGCCUGUGACAACCACUUACACACCCCCAUGUACUUCUUCCUCCUGAACCUCUCUGUUCUUGACCUGGGAUCCAUGUCCACCACUGUCCUCCUGGACAGCAGAGCUUGUGUCCACAUGGCAGCAGCUGCCUGGGGCGCUUCAUUUCUUUGUGCUCUGCUGCACACGGCCAAUACAUUUUCCCUGCCCCUCUGCAAGGGCAAUGCUGUGGACCAGUUCUUCUGUGAAAUCCCCCAGGUCCUCAAGCUCUCCUGCUCACACUCCUACCUCAGGGAAGUUGGGCUUAGUGUGGUUACUCUUUUCAUCAUAUUCAGCUGUUUCAUUUUCAUUGUUGUGUCCUAUGUGCAGAUCUUCAGGGCUGUGCUGAGGAUCCCCUCUGAGCAGGGACGGCACAAAGCCUUUUCCACGUGUCUCCCUCACCUGGCUGUGGUUUCUCUGUUUGUCAGCACUGCCAUGUUUGCCCACCUGAAACCCCCCUCCAUCUCCUCCCCAUUGCUGGAUCUGGUGGUGGCAGUUCCAUAUGCAGUGGUGCCUCCAGCAGUGAAUCCUCUCAUCUACAGCCUGAGGAACCAGCAACUCAAGGGUGCCCUGUGGAAACUGAUAUCUCGAUGGUUCUAUCAAGCAGUAAACUCCCAGGCUUCUGCAUAG
Molecule: messenger RNA, 699 nt
Organism: Cuculus canorus (common cuckoo)
Lineage: Eukaryota; Metazoa; Chordata; Aves; Cuculiformes; Cuculidae
Product: olfactory receptor 14J1-like
Exons: 2
Biological process (GO): G protein-coupled receptor signaling pathway
Cellular component (GO): membrane
Molecular function (GO): olfactory receptor activity
Source: RefSeq, a predicted model, not a curated record